GUGAGUUGUCGUUGAGUUUUGUCUGGGAGCAGGCGUUCUACAGACGUCUAAUUCCAGGAAAUGGACCAAGUGAGUCGGUUCCUUUUGCUGACCAUUUUGUCCGCGGGUCACGUGCUGUCUUACAACUACUAUCUGACCGCCGCGGUUGUUGGACACAAGGGUUCAAACCGGGUGACGGAGUUCCGACGAGCCUUACAGCAGACAGAGAGCGGACAGGAAGGAGACUUCUGUAGGAUAGAGUUCCAGGAACUGGACUACGACGAGACGGACGGCAGCACAGUGUAUGAGACGCUGAACAUAGCCCGCGACACGUUAAAUAAUGCCUCUGUGGCGGCGGUACUCGGUCCAUACAUUGAUGUGUUUACGUCAAUGGCCUACGUCAUCACAAAGCAAGCACAUCUACUUACGGAAAAGUCCGAGAGUUCCGAAGCGUCGUUGAGAUCUCUCCCUAUUCUUCCCGACUCCGACUCCUUGGCAGAUGCUGUUGCAGAGAUCAUUGCCAAUAUGAUGAAAUGGGAAGGCAUAGCCUUUCUUUCACAGAACGACUUUUCUCCUGUAACCAAGCUUAGCCGACGUAACGUCAAGGUCUGGCCGAUCCGUCUUCCUCCCUCGAUCGACUCGGAGAACGACAAGGAGCUGGUGCUGACGCUGACCAGGUUACGUAGCGCUCAGCGGCGCCGCCUGGUGUUUCACUCAAUGGACAGUUCCGUGGUCAAGUUCGUCAUGAAAGCGGCCGAUAAACUGCUGAUGUUGCACAGUUCUUUGAGUUGGUUUAUCACAUAUUUGGAUUUUGGGGACGUGGUGUCCAUUAUCAAUAGGACGGCAGACAUCUACGGCCUCCAGCUGCUCAACAGACACUCCAUAUCUUCCUCUUCUAACUCAAACGACGACCUCAACAAUGCUGUUCUUUGCGACUCUGUAGGAUUGUUACGUCACAUCCUCAGCCAGAAAUACAACUGCUCAAAGGAACCGGAACAAAACGUAAACUUGAAGGCGGGAGAUGUUAUGAAAUUUGUCAACGAUCUACCGAACGAAACAAGUGCUCCAUACAUUGGGACCUUGAGUAAGUAUGUGUGGACCAACAGCAGUGACAACACGGGCAAAAUGAGGACCCAGUACUCCUUUGGAAUUAUGGGAUAUAAUGGAACGACCACAAAGAUUGGCAACUGUACAUUCGAAGGCAACAACAUUACGAUACUGGAGACCAAGCAGAUGCCGAGUCGGGACCAAAGCCUCGAUAAAGUGCUCGCCGGCCAUACAUUCACUGUUAUAACGAGGGUGGAACCUCCAUUUGUGAUGAAGACAGGAAGUGGUCGGUACGAAGGGUUUUCUGUGGAUGUACUGGAAGGGAUCGCCAAGGAAAUGAAUUUUAAAUACGACAUCCGGGAACUUGACAGUAUCACACAGAAUCGGAGUGACGUGGAAGACGACUGGGACACUUUAAUCAAACAACUCAUGGUCGGGAAUGCGCACAUGGCGAUCGGGUCUUUGGCCGUGAAGUCUAGCCGGGAAGAACAGAUUUCCUUCUCCUUCACCAUCAUCUCCUCUACAAUUAGCAUUGUUACCAAACGUCCGGUGACGUCACCAGUGUUGUUCCAGUUCCUGUGGCCAUUCAGUUGGCAGCUGUGGGUCGUCAUCAUAGCGUUCUACGUCGUGGCUGGUGGAGCGCUAUGGGUCAUGAGCAGAUACGACGUCACUCAAAAUGGUUCAGAACAACAGUUUGAUUUAAAGGAGAGCAUUUGGUACUCCUUCAACCUUUUCCUUGGAGGAGGGACAGAGUACUCCCCGCAGACUACAUCGAUGAGGACAAUGAUCGCUUUCUUCUGGUUUUGUACUUUGGUGAUCACCGCAGCGUACACAGCGAAUCUAGCGGCGUACCUCACACUACAGCAACAGGACAAUCGCAUCAAAUCCAUGGACUCACUCUCCAAGCAGAUGACCGUCAAGUACGGUCUCCAGAAAAACAGCGACCUCAUGCAGUUCUUCAAAGAUUCCUCAAUAGAUCCAUUCGAACGCAUGUGGGCUACCAUGAAACUCGAGGAAAAGACGCGACUGAUUCCAGACAGAAGCACUGGUAUUGAAUUGGUGAAAAAUGGCAUGAACGGCAGUGAUUUCGCGUUCUUGGACCUGGCGCUAAUGAAUGAGUACGCAGCGUUGCGGCACUGCGAUAUGGAAUCGUUUGAUCAGAACUUUAAGGAGACCAAGUUCAGCAUGGGGUUUCCAAAUGGUGCUCCAUACAAAGACGACAUCAACAGGGCGAUUUUGAUUCUAAAAGAAAGAGGACAGCUAGAUGCUCUCAAGGAUAAAUGGUGGUCCAUUCCCGCCACUGCCGAGUGCGCCGACUACGUCAGACCGGAAGACCGGCAAAAGCCGACGGCGGAACUGGACCUGGCCAACAUGCUGGGAGUGUUCAUCGUGCUGUUGUCCUGUGUCUGUUUGUCUGUCCUGAUAGAGAUCUCCAAGAGGGUGAUGUCCCUCAUUAAUGGACGGAGGAAAGCCAAACAGUGAAAGUCACCGGCCUCGUAGAGUUUUCAAAAAUGGUUCAAAACUCCAAAGUAUUAUAGGUGAACAUAUGAUAUUAUGUAAUUCAUGGGGUUGUGAACUUGAAUAUGUUACCUGGUAUAUUUACAGUUUGUGUGAUGUUGUUGUGUUUUUUCCCACAACAAGAAGGAAGGUGUAAGCUACGUUCAGAACUUAAGUAGCUGUUACAUAAUUAUGUACUACAAUUUUUUCAUACGAAGUGUACUGUAGCACGUGUUUUGAUGUCUCUCAUGCAGGAAUUGUGGUAUAAUAAAGAAAGUAAU
Messenger RNA from Magallana angulata, 2804 nucleotides. Its product is annotated as glutamate receptor ionotropic, kainate 3-like. Gene Ontology annotation, biological process: modulation of chemical synaptic transmission; synaptic transmission, glutamatergic. Gene Ontology annotation, cellular component: postsynaptic membrane; plasma membrane. Gene Ontology annotation, molecular function: transmitter-gated monoatomic ion channel activity involved in regulation of postsynaptic membrane potential; glutamate-gated receptor activity. Bases 61 to 2508 code for a protein of 815 amino acids. NCBI's taxonomy places the organism in Eukaryota, Metazoa, Mollusca, Bivalvia, Ostreida, Ostreidae. The transcript is spliced from 13 exons. The record is from RefSeq and is a predicted model, not a curated record.